AUGAAAGACGUAUUUAAAGGGCCUUUUCAUUUUUCUGGAAUAACAGUAGCAGAAUUGAAUGGAAAAUUAAUUACUUUAAGAUCAUCCAAUGAUGCCAAAGGAAUGCAAGAAUUGGACAAAUCUGAGAUUACAUUGUUUCCUGUUUUAUCUUUACCAUCAUUUCUUGAAAUUAAUCAUGUAUCUAAAGAUGAUAAUACACAGACAAAAAAAAGCAGUUUAUAUUAUAAUGAGAUACUUCAGUUGUUUAAAUUAGUUUUUCAAACAUUUCGAAUGAUUCCUCAAACUCCACUUGAUUUGUUGAUUCGAUCUGAUAGAAGACCGAAAAAUAAUGCACAAACUCUUAUAUCUCAUAUUUCAUGGCAUAAAAUAAUACCGAUUAUUGCACUUUCUCAUGUCAAAGGGGCUAUUUUUAUUUAUGAUUUUAGAAUUUGUUCUUAUCUUAAAUAUCAUCUUUCUAGUCCUCCACUUGCAUCAAUUACUUGUUUAGCAUUUUCAAAACAAAAUAGAUUAGUUGUAGGCUAUGAUAACGGGCAACUGUUAUUAUGGACGAUGGAUUUAAGUGUAGGAUCAACUUCAAAUAAGACUAAGGCUUAUUGUAAACAACUUAUUCUUGUAAAACCAUCUUGUUUUUCAGAUUUUCCAUGUGGGUCUAUAGCUGAUCUUGCAUUUUCUCAGACAGGCAGGCAAAUUUUCAUUGCUACAUCAAAAGGUGCAUGGGUAUAUGAUUUAAUAUUUUCUGAAGCUCAAAGAAUAAGCUUUUCAAGAUGUUUUAAGAUAGCACUUACUAAUUCAGAAUCACAUUGUUUUGUAGCAUUUGGAACAGAAAACUCUAUAGAAAUAUUUUCAUGUUUAAAUUCUGGACCAGGUUUAAGAUUUUCACCUCCACUUUAUAUUUCUACUUCUGAAGUUAAUAAAUUAAUUUGGGCAUCUGAUAAUAGAACAUUAUUUUAUCACACUGCAGGGUCACCUAAUAUUUUAAUUAUAUAUAUAUCACCUGCAAUACUAGCAGAUACACCUCCUACUAGUAGAAAAAUUCCUGCAGUUGUUAGUCUGCAAUUUGAAUCCAAUCGUCCUGAACCGAUAUCUAAUUUUGUACUUAAUCCGUCAUCUGAACGUCUUGUUCUUUCAUUCAAGAAAGCACCAUAUUUAGCCUCUUUUCAGGUAUACUUGGAUGCUGUUUUAAUAACGAAUACUCUUUCAAUAGUUUCGCCAAUUGGCUUUAUAUUUGGGCCCAAUACAAAUAAAAAUAAUGAUAUUAGCCUGAUUGAUAUGCAAUUUGCGCCAAAAUAUGUUGGAGGGGCAUUAUUAGCUACCAUUUGGAAUGAUAAAGUUACAUUUCUGCCAAUGAAAUUUGCCAGCAAAGCAGAAAUUGAUGACUUUUCCAAAACCAAUUGGUAA
Molecule: messenger RNA, 1398 nt
Organism: Pneumocystis jirovecii RU7
Lineage: Eukaryota; Fungi; Ascomycota; Pneumocystomycetes; Pneumocystales; Pneumocystaceae
Exons: 3
Coding region: 1-1398 (465 amino acids)
Biological process (GO): nucleocytoplasmic transport
Cellular component (GO): nuclear pore
Molecular function (GO): protein binding
Source: RefSeq, a predicted model, not a curated record